GGCUUCCACUAAUAUCCAGGCGCUGACCCUGCCGAUGUUGGUGUCUUCAGCAGUCUAUGCAGCAAAGAUGGAUGAGCUGGAUGCGCCCGUUUUCCCGGUGCCGGUACUUUCCUUUCCAGCAAUGCGGUAGUUCAAGAGUCGUACCCAUAUCGCGGACCUUCCACUCUUCGCAACCUCAAUGGCAGGAGGAUCGUCGGCCUCUUCGCAAAGAACUGAAACAAGCUGCCAAGGCAGCAAAGAGGGCUUCAAGUCCCCCAGCGCCUGAAAAGCAAGAUCUUCUCGACGAGUGGGAGUUGACCGUUGGAAUCGAGAUUCAUGCACAGCUCAACGCGGCCAGAAAGCUCUUCUCAUCUGCCUCAACCGUCGCGACGUCCGAACCAAACUCCAAUGUAUCAGCUUUUGAUAUUGCUCUGCCGGGAUCUUUGCCAGUCUUCCAACCGGCUGUCGUCCUACCAGCUCUUCGAGCAGCCAUCGUUCUAGGAUGCAACAUUGAACCAGUCAGCUACUUCGACCGCAAACACUACUUCUAUCAUGAUCAACCUGCAGGCUACCAGAUCACUCAAUAUUACCAUCCUUUCGCAAGAGACGGCCUGGUCACUUUGACGUCUGAUGAUGGCUUGGAAGAGGGACGAGUAGUCGAGGUGCAUAUCAAGCAAGUACAAUUGGAACAAGAUACGGCGCGAAGUCAAGAGGAAGAUGAACACACAACGUUGGUAGACUUCAACCGCUGCGGCCAGGCCUUGGUUGAGAUCAUCUCGCUCCCCAACUUACACUCCCCUCGAGAAGCAGCCGCAUAUGUCCGCAAGGUUCAGUCAUUGCUGUACGCUGUCGAUGCUGUCACCACUGGAAUGGAACAAGGCGGACUCCGAGCCGACGUCAAUGUCUCUGUCCGCCGUCGGAACGGAGACAGUGAUGGCGGUUUCGAGUACAGCGGUGUAUCAGGUCUAGGCCAACGAACGGAAAUCAAAAAUCUCAGCACUCUCAAAGGCAUCGAAGAUGCCAUCAAGGCAGAGCGAGACCGUCAAAUCAGGCUUUUAGAAUCCGGCGGUGUGGUUGAACCAGAAACUCGAGGCUGGUCCUUGACUCAUCCACACGAAACUCGAAGGCUUCGUGGCAAAGAAGGUGAAGUCGAUUACAGAUAUAUGCCCGACGCUGAUAUUCCGCCCUUGUCCUUCGACCUUGAUCUCAUUAACCAUGUGGCUCGAAGCAUGCCUCCGACACCUGCUGUCCUUGUCAGACACUUGGUCCAAGAUUAUGGACUUUCCGUUACGGACGCAAGAACUCUGGAGUCGCUUGACGAUGGCGAAAGGUUGAUUUACUUUCAAGAAGUCGUCGCCGAGUUGCUAAGUCUAAAUGCCCCUGAAGUGAACGAAACUGAUGUCGGAAAGAUUGCUGGUAACUGGGUUUUGCAUGAAGUGGGCUCACUCUUCUCAACUGAUGAGAGUAUGUGGUCAAGCGAUAGGAUCCCAGCGAAGUCUCUCGCCCACAUCAUUCAUCAAUUGAGAAAGAAUGCUAUCACCGGAGCAUCCGCCAAAUUGAUACUGAAGCUGAUCUUUGAUGGUGAUGAUCGACAGGUUUCGGACAUCAUCCGUCAAGAGGAGCUGAUGUACGUGGAGAUGUCCCCUGAAACGUACGAGACAAUUGCGAGAGAUAUCAUCCAGAACCAUCCACAACAAGUCAAGGAUAUUGUGGAAAAGGGCAAGAUCGGAAAACUACAGUUCCUGAUGGGUCAGAUGAUGAGACACCCACGAAGAAGCGAGAUGAGUGCUCCAGAGGCUGAGAAGACAUUACGCCGCCUCAUAAUGGGGGAGAAGAGUUGAGAUGCCAUAGUGAGCAUGAUGAGCGCUAUGCACUGAGAGAGGCAGUAGCGAGACCUUGUCACUCGGGAUACUAUGAACUACUGUUGCUACCGUUGAUACAGUAUCAUAUCCCAUCUAAUCUUCCCGAGACUCCUUUUCAAUCCCAUUAC
Messenger RNA from Exophiala xenobiotica, 1969 nucleotides. Its product is annotated as aspartyl/glutamyl-tRNA(Asn/Gln) amidotransferase, B subunit. Gene Ontology annotation, biological process: mitochondrial translation; glutaminyl-tRNAGln biosynthesis via transamidation. The record is from RefSeq and is a predicted model, not a curated record. NCBI's taxonomy places the organism in Eukaryota, Fungi, Ascomycota, Eurotiomycetes, Chaetothyriales, Herpotrichiellaceae. The coding region runs from base 57 to 1820 and encodes 587 amino acids. The transcript has 2 exons. Gene Ontology annotation, molecular function: glutaminyl-tRNA synthase (glutamine-hydrolyzing) activity.